Messenger RNA from Leptopilina heterotoma, 1392 nucleotides. Its product is annotated as glutaryl-CoA dehydrogenase, mitochondrial. NCBI's taxonomy places the organism in Eukaryota, Metazoa, Arthropoda, Insecta, Hymenoptera, Figitidae. The record is from RefSeq and is a predicted model, not a curated record. The transcript has 8 exons. Gene Ontology annotation, cellular component: mitochondrial inner membrane. Gene Ontology annotation, biological process: fatty-acyl-CoA biosynthetic process; fatty acid beta-oxidation using acyl-CoA dehydrogenase. Gene Ontology annotation, molecular function: fatty-acyl-CoA binding; glutaryl-CoA dehydrogenase activity; flavin adenine dinucleotide binding. Bases 104 to 1381 code for a protein of 425 amino acids.
AGUUUCAGUUUUCGAUUGUACGGUGUGCGGUGUUUGUGAACGGAAAGCAACGAACGAUAAGUUUAAUUUCUAUAUAUCAGAGAAAAAGAAAAAAAAGGGAAAAAUGUCAGUUCAUGUAAAAAAAUUUCUCUCACCACUAUCAAAUUAUGCAAAAUCAAUUUCAAGCAAACAAUUUUCCAUUUCGUCCUGUUCACGAGAAAAAGUUGCUUUUAAAUGGAACGAUCCAUUAAAUAUGGAAUCGCAAUUAAAUUCCGAUGAAAUAAUGAUGAGAGAUCAAUUUAGAGUCUAUUGUAAAGAAAAUCUCUUACCACGUGUAAUUGACGCGAAUCGAAAUGAAUAUUUCGAUAUAGCAAUAAUGAAGGAAUUGGGUAAAAUGGGCGUUCUUGGUUGUACAAUAAAGGAUUAUGGCGGUGCUGGUGUCUCAAAUGUCACCUAUGGUCUUUUAACAAAGGAAGUUGAAAAAAUUGACAGCGGUUAUCGGUCAGCAUUUUCCGUUCAAUCGUCAUUGGUUGCGGGUGCUAUUUAUUCUUACGGCAGCGAGGAACAAAAGAAGAAAUAUUUACCAUCUCUCAUUGCUGGUGAUUUAAUUGGUUGUUUCGGUUUAACUGAACCAAAUCAUGGCAGUGAUCCAGGAUCAAUGGAAGCAAAAGCUAUUCUCGAUCCUAGUAAAAAAUAUUACAAACUAAGUGGUAGCAAAACAUGGAUCACAAAUUCACCAAUAGCGGAUAUAAUGAUCGUCUGGGCGAAAUGUGAUGGUGAAAUUCGAGGGUUUAUCGUUGAGAGAGAAGGAAAUGAAGGUCGAGUUGAGACUCCAAAAAUUAAUGGAAAAUUCUCAUUGAGAACUUCAAUAACCGGAAUGAUUUUAAUGGAUGAUGCUAUGGUUCCUGUUGAAAAUAUAUUUCCCACUGUAAAAGGUCUCAAGGGUCCUUUUGGAUGUCUAAACAAUGCUCGUUACGGAAUUGCUUGGGGUGCAUUGGGAGCUGCUGAAUCUUGUUUAAAAUUGGCAAGACAAUAUGUAAUGGACAGAAAACAAUUUCAACGGCCCUUAGCAGCAAAUCAACUUAUACAAAAAAAAAUGGCAGAUAUGAUGACGGAAAUUGCAAUUGGGUUGCAGGCCUGCCUUCAAGUUGGAAGACUAAAGGAUGAAAAUAAAGCAACACCUGAAAUGAUUUCAAUGAUAAAAAGAAAUUCGACUGGAAAAGCAUUGGAUAUUGCUCGAAAUGCAAGAGAUAUGCUUGGCGGAAACGGAAUUUCUGACGAAUACCACAUAAUUAGACAUCUCCUGAAUCUGGAAACUGUAAACACCUACGAAGGAACACAUGACAUUCAUGCCCUGAUUCUUGGAAGAGCUAUCACUGGAAUUCCCGCUUUUGCUGGAUAAAUUUAUAAACC